Molecule: messenger RNA, 849 nt
Organism: Exophiala oligosperma
Lineage: Eukaryota; Fungi; Ascomycota; Eurotiomycetes; Chaetothyriales; Herpotrichiellaceae
Exons: 4
Coding region: 1-843 (280 amino acids)
Source: RefSeq, a predicted model, not a curated record
AUGGAAGCUCAAAUUGCUGAUCUACAGGCCGAAGUCAAGCGACUUCACGACAAGUUACAAAAGGUCGAAGAUGAAGCUGAGAUUCGCAAGACACAUUUCAAGUAUGGUUAUUACCUAGACAAGUGUCUCUACAACGAGGUUGUCGACAUGUUCUCCGACCACCCCGACGCCUACGUCGAGUUUCUGGGUUCCCGAUACAGGGGCAAGGCCGGCAUCCGUCGUCUGUACCAGGGACGUUUCCAAAAGUACUUUGUCGCGGGACGCAAUGGCCCGGUGUACGGAUUCUUGUUGGACCAUCCCAUGCUCCAAGACAUCAUCGACCGUGACACCCCUACGCACGCUUGGGGCCGCCUCCGAGCCCUGAUGUCGGCCGGAACCCACCAAAGUAUCCAAGAAGAGCACCCCCGCGGUCACGCCCAAUGGUGGGAAGGAGGACUCUACGAGAACGAAUACAUCAAAGAAAAUGGUGCCUGGAAAUUGUUCAGAUACCGUUACUUUCCCUUUUGGCACGCCGAUUUCGAAAGAGGUUGGGCACACACCAAGAAAAACUACAUCCCUUGGCCGACCACGACUUACCCGGAAGACCCUGUCGGACCCGACGAAAUCAUCGAACAGAAAAUGUUGUGGCCCGACACCCGAGUCAUCCCCUUCCACUACCCUCACCCCGUCACUGGACAACAGGUCAAGGAUGACGACCUGAGGGCGCCACACUACGGACAGGAUGUGAGCACUUCGGAGCCUCCACUGACACUGGCUUUACCAAAAGAUCAACAGGAGAGAUUGGCCAAGGAGAAGGGAGUUGUUCAGGAGCACGGUGAGAUUGCCGAUGCGACGCCAGCUUAACCAGUG